This is a messenger RNA of Geodia barretti, 489 nucleotides long. The record is from the annotation of a GenBank genome assembly. NCBI's taxonomy places the organism in Eukaryota, Metazoa, Porifera, Demospongiae, Tetractinellida, Geodiidae.
CUGACCCCCGAAGCCUUCGCGCCAUUCGGGGAAGUUAUUGAAUCGUUUGAGGAAGCCGAACCGGAGAUAGCAAAAGGGGGACUCCGUUCAGCUGCAUAUCCCGUGACCGCGGACCUUUCUGAGGCAUCUGCGGACUCCGAACCCGAAAAAACGCCGCUCUCCGAAGGGCUGCAACGGGCGCACUUCGCCUUUCAUACCGACGCAGGUCAGGCGUUCUAUCCAAGCCUGCACCAGCCAACAGUGUUCCUGGUCGGUUCUGUCAAGGACACUCUAGAGGCUGAAGAUGUGCGUGCCUUCUAUUCGGAUGGGAGCACAGGGGUCUGUCUGGGUCUCAAGGUGUGGCACACCAUGCCUAUCUGCGUUGAGGGCACCGAUGUCUACCAAACAGUUCGUGGCGAUCAGGACUAUCACGCCCAUUCGGUUGAAGUCGAUUUCGAUCUGGAGCAGGGGCUGGCUAUAGAACCGGAUUUAGAAAAUUAUACCUCGUAG